Molecule: messenger RNA, 5356 nt
Organism: Anopheles coustani
Lineage: Eukaryota; Metazoa; Arthropoda; Insecta; Diptera; Culicidae
Gene: Liprin-alpha
Product: liprin-alpha-1
Exons: 19
Coding region: 961-4593 (1210 amino acids)
Biological process (GO): synapse organization
Cellular component (GO): presynaptic active zone
Molecular function (GO): protein binding
Source: RefSeq, a predicted model, not a curated record
CAAAAUAAGAAAGGUGUGUCCACGAACGGAGGAAUUUUACGAUACUGAAAUCUUCAAUCGUGCUUGCGUUGGACGGUCGUUCGCACCAGACCGGAAUGUACCCGGCCCGGUGGUGAAUGCAGUGCAGUGUAGUAAAAUAGUUGCAGGGCUGCCACCAAAUUACAUAAUGGCCAGCAAAUGUGGCGUUGAUUUGUGUCGAAAGAAAAUUGAAGUGUGAAAACCGUGCAGCCGCAGCAGCAUAGGUAGCAGCAGUACCGUGCGGUAGUAGUAGCGGUAGUAAAACGGCAUCCGAACGAACGAAGGCAAAUAACAGGCGGCGGCGCAAAAGCGGGGAGAGACUGGUCGCCGUCGUCGACGUUGUUGCCGCUACGCUACGAACCCGCUACCCCGCCGUUCAUCCGAUUGUGGCAUUCUGUCAUCUCGUUAUCGUGCCCUCGAACCCCUCGUCCCACGGCUCACCACCCCCGCACGGUGGUGCAGGUCUCCUGCUGGUCACUUACGAGCUCCGCCGGGUACGAGGACCCGUGUUUUCCUCGUCCCGUACCUUGGGGGGUGCCGCCGUGGACCGUGUUGUGCGUGACACCUCGAAAAGAAGAUUCUGUGCGAUCCCCGCCGCACCUGCCCAUCCAUCCUACAACACACGUUUUCCCCUCACCCAUCCGUGCGAACCCCGUGCUUUGCUUGACUGAUAAAUAGUGAAAAAAGAGCGAAAGUGGUCACAGUAUUGCGUGUGUUGCUGUUCACGGGCGAGCGAGAGAGAAAGAAACUGCGAAAGCGAGCAGAGGAGUGAAGGAAAAGGCGAAAAAGCGAGCGCGAGCGAUAAAGAGAGUGCGAGUGAGUGUGUAGGCAGUUUCUUGGGGUACCGUGAAAAGGAAAAAAUUCACGGCGAAGCUGAAGCAAAAAAAAGGCGGAAGAAAUUUUGUUUUGGGAGCCACCGAAGGAAAGCAAAAAUAAGUCAAAAUGUGGAAUAUGAUGUGCGACGUGAUGCCGACCAUCUCGGAGGACAAUAUCUCCCAGCGGUCGUCGCAGUUCAGCGGCGAGGAUGCCAACUUCGAGCAGCUGAUGGUCUCGAUGCUGGACGAGCGGGACAAGCUGAUGGACAGCUUGCGCGAAACCCAGCAGCGGAUGGCGGACAUGGAGAUGAAAAUCCAGGACGUGGAGAAGGAACGGGACAGUCUGCAGCGGCAGAUUGCGGCCAACUUGCCACAGGAAUUCUCGACUCUAACCAAAGAACUAACGCAAGCCCGCGAGACGCUGCUGGAGCGCGACGAGGAAAUCGGAGAACUGAAGGCGGAAAGGAAUAAUACCAGGCUCCUGUUGGAACAUCUCGAAUGUCUUGUGUCCCGACACGAGCGAUCGCUACGCAUGACGGUCGUGAAGCGGCAGGCGGCCUCCCAGAGUGGCGUGUCCAGCGAGGUGGAGGUGUUGAAGGCCCUCAAGAGUUUGUUCGAGCACCAUAAGGCUUUGGAUGAGAAGGUUCGCGAGAGGCUCCGGAUAUCACUAGAAAAGAACAAUGAGCUGGAAGAAGAACUCAAUCAAACCAAAGAUGAGCUUCAGCAAUAUAAGUCAGGUGUAUUGUCUAACCAAUCCGACGCGUCACUGGAGAGCGGCAGUGAUAAGAAGGACACCCUGAAGAAUGGUGAGGGCGGGGAGAUGAUCGACUACAGUGCCAAAACGCACGAACUGCAGACGAUCAUCGAGAAGCAGACGGCCGAGCUAUCCCAGUGGCAGCGGCGAGUGUCCGAUCUGAACACCAAGAUCAACGAGAUGGAGGAUAAUAUGUGCAAGCUGCAGAAGGAGUACACCAAGUCGCAGGAGGCGUGCGUCAAGCUGCAGCGCGACCUGCGUGAAAACGUGGCCCAGAAGGAGGACCAGGAGGAACGCAUUGCCACGCUCGAGAAGCGCUAUCUGAACGCGCAGCGUGAGUCAACCUCCCUGCACGACCUGAAUGAGAAGCUGGAACAGGAAUUGCGUCACAAGGAAGCCCAGCUGAAGCUGCAAGAGGGUAAAAUAGCGGCCAUACAGGAGAAGCUGGAAUUGUCGGAGCAAAAGCUGGCGCAGUUCUCCAAGCUGCCCGAAAUGGAGGAACAGUUGAAGGCGCGCAUGGAAGCCCUAACACAGGUAGGCAAUAAGGCACAGGAGCGGCACGGUUCGGCGGAGGACAGAAUCACGCGCCUGGAGAACAACGUGGAGGAGAAGAAUGCCGAAGUGAUGCGCCUGAAUCAAAGACUGAAAAUGAACGAGGAGCACAAUCAGCGCCUAUCGUCGACCGUCGAUAAACUGCUGGCCGAAUCGAACGAUCGGCUGCAGGUGCACCUUAAGGAGCGCAUGACGGCCCUGGAGGAAAAGAACACACUUUCGCAGGAGCUCGAUAAGGCGCGCAAGUACGCGGAGGAGUUGUGCCAGGAGAAGUCGGACAUGCUCAAGGAGAUCGCCAAAAACCGGCUCGAGAUGGAAACGUUCAAGCGCCGUCUGCUGCAGCAGGAAAUCGCGUACAAUAUCCAGCAAACGGAAGCACUUACCCGAAGCUUAUCUCCGAAUGCCGUCAGCAACGCGGGAGGCAACAGUGGGUUCUCGCGAAGCGGCUCGGCCACGUUCAGCACGCACAGCUUACGGCGCAACAAGUCGACGCUGGAGGAGGAACACUUCAACCGGUCGAUGGCCGAGCAGGACUGGAAUAAGCUGCAGCACAUGAGCAAUGCACAAGUAUUUGACAGUGGCGUCCUCGAGGGAGCGGACGAGGCGGACAAUCUGUUCGGCACGGGCGAUAUCAUUUCGCCGACCGGGCACACCGACGCACAAACGCUGGCCAUCAUGCUGCAGGAGCAGCUCGAUGCGAUCAAUAAUGAGAUACGAUUAAUACAGGAGGAAAAACAGUCGACGGAAGCGCGAGCAGAAGAGCUGGAAUCUCGCGUAGGCAGCCUCGAGCAUAUGAAUCUGCUCGCGCGGGGUCGUUCGAUGGAUCGUCAGAGUCCUCCACUGAGUGGAAGCAGCACGCCGAACAGUCCCAACCGGGACUAUCUACAAAAGUAUCAUACGGCGCCAGCGUCGAUGUCGCCAGCGCAUUUACACCAAUACGUUACCACUUUGAAUCAAGUUCCGAUGUCCGAAUCGUUACCCUCUAGCCAAGUCCAACUAGCUCACCUUCAAUCGGAAAUGCAACAGCACGACGAAAUGGUCAACGCCGAGCACGACAUGUCCGCCGGAGGAGGUAUGCUGGGUGGCGAUAACAGUUCCGGUGGAACGAUUUCACCGGGUACGGCUCGCACCAUGCGCCUAGAACGCUUUGCGCUUGCACUAGCGCAGAGUCAGGAGGAACUGAAACGACGAUCACAGGGAGUGUCCGUCCACGGGUCGGAGUUUCCGGGCGAAUCCAGGAACCACUUUGUACCGAGCAACAACUAUGGCAUGUCGCCGCUUAACUCGCGCCACGGAAGCCAGGAGUCGCUAAAGCAUUUAAGUAUGGUUAGCUCGCUGAGUUCACUGCAAACGCCAACUGCCAGCCGGGGAGGCGACUCGGUUUCCGCGGCCCAGAAAAAGAAGGGCAUCAAGUCCAGCCUGGGACGGUUCUUUAGCAAAAAGGAAAAGGUAAAGGGUGUAAAAGAUUCCUCAAUGCCAGACGGCUCAACCAGUAUGAUGUCGAUGAGCGGGCUCUCGUUGAUCAGCGACAUCGAUUCCACGUACGAUAACAUUAGCGUAUCCGGUUACAAACCACCGGGCAAGUCGAAUCCGAUCGAUUACACGAGGCAAAAGAAAAAGGAACACGAUUAUCGACACGAUCUACUGGGCGAAGCAAUGAAAGCCGGAACACCUUUCGCCCUCUGGAAUGGGCCGACGAUCGUGGCCUGGCUCGAGCUGUGGGUUGGCAUGCCGGCCUGGUACGUGGCGGCGUGUCGGGCCAACGUGAAAUCCGGUGCCAUUAUGAGUGCGCUCAGCGACACGGAGAUACAGCGCGAGAUUGGCAUCAGCAAUCCGCUGCACCGGCUAAAGCUCCGUCUUGCCAUACAGGAAAUGGUGUCGCUCACGUCACCAUCGGCACCGCAAACCACGCGAACAACGCUAGCGUUCGGCGAUAUGAACCACGAGUGGAUAGGAAACUACUGGUUGCCUAGCUUGGGUCUACCUCAAUACCGUACCACAUUUAUGGAGUGUCUAGUGGACGCUCGCAUGCUGGAUCACCUCAACAAGAAGGAUCUCCGUGGCCAGCUGAAGAUGGUGGACAGCUUCCAUCGGACCAGCCUACAGUUUGGGAUCUCCUGCCUAAAGCGACUUAACUACGACCGCUCGGCCCUGGAGGAGCGACGGAAGGCGUCGGAAAACAACCUCAGUGAUGUUUUGGUGUGGACGAAUGAUCGCACCAUGCGCUGGGUGCAGAGCGUUGGGCUGAAGGAGUACGCAAACAACCUGCUAGAAUCCGGUAUACAUGGGGCAUUGAUAGCGUUGGACGAAAGUUUCGAUGCAAACUCGAUGGCCCUAGCCCUCCAAAUUCCAACACAAAACACACAGGCCAGACAAAUUUUAGGAUCGGAAUUUAACAAACUACUCGAGCUGUCCACCGAACGGCGCACGGAUCGGGAAUCAAUCAAAUCUUGACAUAAUCCUAGUCAUCCUAGUCUAAAUGGAUAAUAAGUAUGAUAACAUUUAAAAUAAUCUUACUAUUACUGAAGUAAUAAUAAUAUUAAUAAUAAUAAUAACAAAUAUUGAUAAUAAUAUAGCAUUAUUAUUAUAAAUAAUGAAAAUAAUAAUACUAAUAUUAAUAAUAUAACGAUAAUACUUACCAAUAAUAGGCAGAUCGCUGCAAAAUGAAAUAGGUUUGCAAUGGGACUAGAAGAAAGAGCUGGAAGAAGAGUGUUGAAGGAUCACCAACAGCAGGGAGAAAGCAAAUGACACAGCACAGCUAAAACGGAAAAAACAAAGUAUUUUAUGGGAAUAAUAAACGCAAAUAAAGCAGAAAAAACUACAAGAAAAUGCAAGGUAAAAUCGAAUAUGGAAAAACAACAAAGAUACAUACCAGCAGCAUUAGAGCGAUUUAGUAGGGAAAAGAGGAAGCAGAUUCUAAGCUGAGCCCGGGAUAUGGGGAAAAAGCAUGGGGUAGAUAUAUAAUAGAGGGAAAUAAUAUAUAUAUUAUAUAUACAUAUGUGAGGCAGAAGGAACAAAUACGCAUCGAUGUGUGUUAGGGUCACCGGCCAACAAGGCGCAAACACGUGGGCAAAGGAAUAUCUAAUACAACAUUGUCAUAAUUUUAAGGCGAUCGUUCGCAUCACUGACAGAGCUGGCCGGUGAAAACGCAAAACAAAAGUAUAAGUAAAAAAAAAAACCUACAGAAAACAGGAUAAUAGAGACAGUAUGGAGAAGC